Molecule: messenger RNA, 354 nt
Organism: Botrytis fragariae
Lineage: Eukaryota; Fungi; Ascomycota; Leotiomycetes; Helotiales; Sclerotiniaceae
Exons: 4
Source: RefSeq, a predicted model, not a curated record
ACAGUAUACACCGAGCAGGAUUUAACAAAACAAUUCACGACCUCCUUCGCUUCCGGGCUCAUAGCCAACUCUGGAUUAAGGUUAGUUGUCCAUCUACUUCUCGUUCAGACGAAUCCAUAUGCCCCGCCUCAAUUCAGAUCUUAUCCAGAUGAAGGAAAGGAGAUCUUGGCGAUUUGGGGUAACAGAUAUGGAUUGGAGAUUUUCUUCUCGCGCGAGUGUCUGAGACGCAUUACAUCUCACCGCACGGAAGAGCAGCCUCAAACAAUGAAACAUAGCCACGAGCUAGCAUGCAUGUCAAAGGAUAUUCCACUCCCCACAAAAGAAUUCCACAAGAUUAGGGGAACUAGAUUGUAA